AUGCAAUAUGUUAGCAAUAUAAAAGCGACAUGGGGUAUCACAGGUUGCACAAUUAUGUCUAAUUCUUGGACUGACAUAAAGAAGAGGUCAUGGGUUAAUGUGAUUGCGUACUCUCCUGGGGGUGCUGUGUUUUUUAAAUGUAUUGAGUGCGGUAUAAAUAGAUUAACUUCCACAUUUCUUUUCAAUGAAAUUUAUGAUGUCAUUGAAAAAGUUGGACCAAACAAUGUUGUGCAAUUUAUUUCAGAUAAUGGUUCUAACUUUUGUUCUUGUGGUGAUAUGUUGUCUGGAAAAUGGCGUCAUAUAUAUAGAACAAAUUGUGCUGCUCAUGGGAUUAAUCUGCUUUUGAAAGAUAUUCACAAAAAAGUUAAAUGGGUGAGAGAAGUUAUAAAAGAUGGAAAACUUGUAGUGGAUUAUAUUCACAGGCACACAGGUAUUGUAGCAUUGAUGAGAAAAUUCACCAACAAUAGAGAUAUCAAGCAACCUUGCAAGACAAGGUUUGGUACUUAUUUUUUUAUGCUGCAGUCUCUUAUUAUUGUUGAGAAUGAGUUGAGGCUUUUUGUUGCAUCAUCUGAGUGGAGAGCCUUUCAAUUCAAUAGAGCUGAAAUGGCAGUGAGAACUGUUAGAAUAAUUCAAUCAGAUACAUUUUGGGAGGGGGUAAAGGAAGUUGUUGCUUUCAUGGAGCCACUUAUUCGUAUUCUUCGCCUUGCUGAUUCAGAUGGUUCUACUGUAGGUUACUUAUAUGAAGCAGCAGAAAGGGCAAAAGAAACAUUGAGAAAAUUUGUGGAGAAUGAUGGAGGGAAGUAUUUAAUCAUAAUGGAUUUGUUUUAA
Macadamia integrifolia is the source of this 828-nucleotide messenger RNA. RefSeq lists its product as uncharacterized. The record is from RefSeq and is a predicted model, not a curated record. Bases 1 to 828 code for a protein of 275 amino acids. Lineage: Eukaryota; Viridiplantae; Streptophyta; Magnoliopsida; Proteales; Proteaceae. The transcript has a single exon.